AUGCCUCCGAAUAACAAAAAGAAGAAGAAGCCCGCCUCAAACCCAGCUCGUGGCUUUGCCACUGUCUCAGUGCCUUCGAAACCCAAACCAGAGACUACCGAGACUCCUUCCUCGACUCCCGGAGCAGCAACUCCGACGCCGCCAAGUGAAUCGCAGGCCACUCCUACCACCGAAGAUCGUUCACUACCUACUACCACAGCCGGCGCAACACCAGCCGAUGCUUCAUUAAAAAACCUUUCCCCCGAAGAACUAGAAAAACAUCUGGAGGAAUCGGAAUUACAAAUUUUAGUGGAUAAAUUCUCUGCCAGGUGCAAAAGUGAUGCGGCGCGUCAGGUCACCAAGCUUGAUACUGAGAAGCGGGUGUUUCGACAACAAGCGGCGACAUUGACCCUUCUCGAAUGGCUUCCGGUCGAGGUUCAGGAUAGGAUUCUGGAACUGGCCCAUGGGGAGGAACAUGAAUAUCUCACAUCGGGUGCCCGAGGCGCGAGCGCAAAGCAGGCGGGCUCGGAGGAAGAUCUAUACACCAGACUCUGGACCUUGAAAGAAACGCUUCUGAAACUUGGCUUCCCCGAAAACCGAACAGAGGAAGCAUUAAAACAUAUACUCCAAUACUUUGCCGGUGCUCCGGCCAGCGCCAGUCGUGAGGCGGUAUGGAACUUGGACGAGUCGCUAGAGUGGCUGGCCAUGCAUAGUGAGAAGAAGGAGCUUCCUUCAUAUACUCAAAACGCCGGCACAAGGCCCCAGAAGGAUGCGGAUAGUGUUACUUCAUGGAUGAUUGAAGCGGAGCCAUCGCGGUCUUCGACUCCAAAGAGCCAGAACAAACAGGAUAAACCAAAGGAUGACUGGAAAUCUGCCAAGGUUGCGCCUCCCAUUUCUUACGACUCAGAUAGCUCCAUUGAUCCCGAUUCAAUGGUCCCAGAGUGGCUGGAUCUUCAAACACGACUUUACACACUUCAACCAGACCUAUUCGAUCGCCCAGGUAAGGGCAAGAAAGGCCGGGGCAUUGCUGCAUCCGGUCAGUCAGACGACCCAGAGGCGGCGAAGAUGCAAUGGAAGAUCGCAAAAAUUGAACGGGACGUCCUCUUUGAACGGCGAGAGGCUGAGUAUAUCUGGAAAGACAAACUGGAGGAGCUCCGAAAAGAUGCUACGUUUCUGCGUCAGACAUCUGAUCGCAAGAAGCAACAAGAAGCGGCGGCUGCGGAAGAGGACCCCAACCUGACCGUCCCCUCAUUGGAGGAGAUGGAUGACGGACUUCUCGGGGAUAUGUUCCAAGAUGAGCCCGAGAACGGUUCAAUACUAGGUCUGCCCACACCCUCGAAUGUUGCUGCUGUCACUAUUCGAGACUUUGGAAAGUUCUCCGGUCUUAGCCCUCGGCGUAUUCUCGAGGAGACUUGCAAGGCAAGGGACACUGCAUGUAAAAUCGUCUUCCAGGAUAUCUCGUCCUCAAGUCAUCAAAACAGGAAGGCCGUGGAGGUGCGAUGGUCGAAGCCCCAGGAGGUGCCUUUCUCGUUGGCGGUGGAAUCAAUCACUCACAAGUCCAAUGCCUUUGCUACUUUUGUAUCCAUGGAUGCGCUCGCAACACCAAAUUCACAGCAGGCUGAGGGAUACGUAUCAUCACUUGCUCUCUUCAUCAUCUUCCCUCAAAACUCGAAAGAAGGCAAAGCGUUCUUGCGGCUUCCCGCCGUCUGGAGAGAUCUUUGGACAGAGUUUUCCAGUCUUAAGAAGACACAGGAGGAUGAAAUUGACAAGGAGGCGGUUAGAGAUCUCAAGCGCCUUGUUCAGGAGAAUCAAAGUACCCUUGAAGAUGAUGUCGUACUUCUGGACAAUUUCCGAAAGCGAAACGGAGUUGGCAGCAAGCCGGGCAGUCCUAUGAGAGGACCCACUAGAGAUGUUGGCUACCUUGGUCAUGAUGAUCAACUGCCUGAAGCAUGGGCAGCGAAAUCGUCAACUCCUUCAUUCCAUCGGAUGAUGCAAGGCAGAAUGAAUCUUCCUAUUUGGCAUUUCAAAGAUGAAAUCCUCGAUACCCUGGAAACUCAUCGCGUCCUCAUCAUCUGCAGUGAGACCGGAAGUGGAAAGAGUACGCAGAUUCCGUCAUACAUUCUAGAGCAUGAGAUGCUCCAAGGCCGUCCCUGCAAAGUGUAUGUGACGGAGCCUCGUCGUAUUUCGGCAAUCUCACUGGCAAGACGAGUUAGCGAAGAGCUCGGAGAAAGCAAAAACGACGUUGGAACUACCCGAUCCCUUGUCGGCUUUGCGGUAAGAUUGGAAAGUAAGAUCAGUUCGACGACUCGUCUAGUAUAUGCAACUACUGGUGUUGUCGUGCGGAUGUUGGAGCGACCAGAUGACUUCCAGGACAUCACCCACGUUGUUUUGGAUGAGGUCCACGAACGCACUAUUGAUAGUGAUUUCCUACUUGUCGUUCUCCGCAGGCUGAUGUUGAAGCGUCCCGACUUGAAACUUAUCCUCAUGUCUGCCACGCUUGAAGCACAGCGCUUCUCCACUUAUCUAGGCGGUGUUCCGGUGCUGAACAUCCCUGGUCGAACAUUCCCUGUUGAAAUGAAGUAUCUCGAAGAUGCAGUAGAGCUGACUGGCUAUCGCCUGUCUGAAGACGAGAAAAACACCGUGCUCGAUGAUGAUCCAGACGAGAUUUCAGACAACACCGGAGACAACACAGGAGGACUUCAAGCAAGUCUCGAGGGUUACUCCAAGCAAACUCGGGAGACUAUCGUCAAUUUCGAUGAAUACCGGAUUGAUUAUCAACUUAUCAAAAGGCUUCUGUUGAAGAUUGCUACAGCGCCGGAGAUGGAGCAUUACAGCAAGGCAAUCUUGGUGUUCAUGCCUGGUUUGGCUGAGAUUCGUCGCCUGAAUGACGAGGUCUUAGCGGAGCCAACUUUCCAAAAGGGAUGGAUUAUCCAUGCUUUGCACUCCUCUAUCGCCAGUGAAGAUCAAGAAAAGGCCUUCAACAUACCUCCCGAAGGCUUCAGGAAAAUUGUCAUUGCUACCAACAUCGCAGAGACUGGUAUCACUAUUCCCGACAUCACAGCAGUUGUCGACGUAGGAACCGAAAAGACCAUGCGAUUCGACGAAAGGAGACAACUUUCGCGACUCGUCGAGUCAUUCAUCUCCCGAGCCAACGCCAAACAGAGGCGGGGUCGAGCUGGUCGUGUCCAGAACGGCAUUUGUUUCCACCUUUUCACCAAACACCGUCAUGAUAAAUUGCUCGCUGGACAACAAACGCCAGAAAUGCUCCGACUGUCGUUGCAAGACUUAGUGCUGCGAGUCAAGAUCUGCAAACUGGGUGAAGUGGAGCCAACACUGCUCGAAGCCCUGGACCCGCCAUCUUCAAAGAACAUCCGACGUGCCAUUGACUCUCUCAAGGAGGUCAAGGCUCUCACCAGCAACGAGAGCUUGACACCUUUAGGCUCGCAACUGGCGAAGCUCCCCUUAGAUGUAUUCCUGGGCAAGCUAAUUAUCCACGGUGCAUUCUUCAAAUGUCUCGAUGCGGCAGUUAGUAUUGCGGCCAUUCUGUCCUCCAAGUCGCCAUUCGUCAACUCAAUGGGUUCCAACACCCAGCGUGAUGCAGCACGCGCGUCAUUCCAAAGAGGCGACUCGGAUCUUUUGACCAUCUACAACGCCUACUGCUGCUGGAAGCGCGCAAGAAGCACACCCGGUACCAGCGAGUUCAGCUUCUGCCGCAAAAACUUCCUCAACCCACAGACGCUACAAAGCAUCGAAGAUGUCAAGAUGCAGCUAGUCGUAUCGAUCGCGGAUACGGGUCUAUUAAACCUGGACGGCGCACAGAAGACCGCUCUCAACCGCGCCCGAUCCGGCGGCCGCCAACGCCAAUUCUUCACCAUACCAGAAGAACACGACCUAAACAGCGCCAACGACACAGUCGUAAACUCCGUCGUCGCCUGGAGCUUCUACCCAAAACUCCUCACCCGCGAAGGCAAAGGCUGGCGCAAUGUGACAAACAACCAAACCGUCUCCUUACACCCGACAUCCAUGAACAAGCACGCCGAUUACUCGGUAAAAUGGCUAUCCUACUACCACAUCAUGCAAGCGCGGAACCGAAACCUAAACGCGCACGAUACGAGCGCCGUGGACGACUUCGCGAUCGCGUUGCUGUGCGGUGAGGCCGAGUUCAAAAUGUACUCUGGCGUUAUCUCGAUCGAUGCCAAUCGCAUUCGGUUCAGUGUGCGGGACUGGAAGUCUAUGCUUGCGUUGAAGAUUCUUAAUAAUCGGCUGCGCGAUCUUCUUGCUUCUACCUUCCGCAAUCCUCAUCGGCCUUUGUCGUAUAAGCAGCAGCAGUGGCUGGAGAUUUGGCAGUUGGUUUUUGCGCAGGCUGGGAAGCGUUAG
Molecule: messenger RNA, 4356 nt
Organism: Penicillium waksmanii
Lineage: Eukaryota; Fungi; Ascomycota; Eurotiomycetes; Eurotiales; Aspergillaceae
Product: putative ATP dependent RNA helicase
Exons: 8
Coding region: 1-4356 (1451 amino acids)
Cellular component (GO): intracellular anatomical structure
Molecular function (GO): ATP binding; RNA binding
Source: RefSeq, a predicted model, not a curated record